Messenger RNA from Aspergillus steynii IBT 23096, 1563 nucleotides. Its product is annotated as putative transporter. The transcript is spliced from 3 exons. The record is from RefSeq and is a predicted model, not a curated record. The coding region runs from base 1 to 1563 and encodes 520 amino acids. NCBI's taxonomy places the organism in Eukaryota, Fungi, Ascomycota, Eurotiomycetes, Eurotiales, Aspergillaceae. Gene Ontology annotation, molecular function: transmembrane transporter activity. Gene Ontology annotation, biological process: transmembrane transport. Gene Ontology annotation, cellular component: membrane.
AUGCACCCAGAUGAUAAGAGGGAAGUCACUGAGCCCAGUCAAAAUGAAGGAGAUCCUCAGCAUGUAUCAGAUGCAGUCUAUCUAGAUAGGCUGGGAAGAGAGCGCCCGGCAAUCUUCACCAACCGAUGGGUAGAGCUGGGAUUUUGUUUCUCACUGUUGGCCUCGAUGAUGCUGGCCGAGUAUUUCAUCAGCGGAUUUAAUUCCAUUCUGCCUGUCCUGGCCAGUGAGCUGAAUAUUCCGACAGAAUCAAAGACAUGGCCGGCGAGUGUGUUCUCUCUGGUCACCGGGGCGUUUCUCUUACCAUUCGCUCGCCUGGCCGACAUGUUUGGCGCCCACCUGGUCUUCAAUUUUGGGAUCCUAUGGCUCAUGGUCUGGUCCCUUAUCGCUGGGUGGAGCCAGAACUAUAUGAUGUUGAUCUUCUGUCGUGCCCUUCAAGGACUCGGACCUGCCGCCUACUUACCGGCUGGGAUUAUGCUGCUGGGGACCAUCUAUCGCCCUGGUCCACGGAAGAACAUGGUCUUCAGUUUAUACGGAGCCUUCUCGCCGAUCGGUUUCUACUCCGGUAUUUGCAUCAGCGGUGUGAGCGGACAUUACCUCACCUGGAGGUGGUACUUCUGGAUAGGCGCCAUCAUGUUGUUGACCAUCUUCGUGGUAUCCAUCCUCUCUUUGCCGCCAAUAAAACUCUCUGACCAUAUUACCAUGGACUGGUGGGGGUGUCUCACAAUCGUGCCGGGAAUCCUCUUGGUGGUUUACUCCGUGACUGAUAGUUCUCAUGCCCCCAAUGGUUGGAAGAGCCCUUAUAUCAUUGUCACUUUCAUUCUGGGAAUCGCCCUGCUGGGUGGUGCAUACUAUGUGGAAGGCUGGAUAGCCCCUGUACCCUUGCUCCCAUUCGAUUUGUUCAAAGUCAAGUCGAUGACUCCGCUGUUCGUAUCGUUACUUUUUACCUAUGGUAUCUUCGGGAUCUACCUGUUCUACGCUAGCUUCUACAUAGAAACCAUUCUGGGCGAGAACUCCUUGACCACAGCGGUCUGGUUCGCCCCGAUGGGUGCUGGUGGGCUCAUCCUGGCCACUACAAGCGGCUUCACGCUGCAUCUUCUACCGGGGAAGCUUCUAAUGAUAAUCGGGACCGCCGGUAACCUGGUGUGCGUGCUGCUAUUCGCCAUCAUACCGGACAACCCCAGCUACUGGGCUUACAUCUUCCCUGCCAUGAUUGGCGCCACCAUUGGAGUUGACAUCACCUACAGCGUCAGCAACGUAUUCAUCACCACGAACCUCCCCAAGCAUCGACAAGGGGUUGCGGGGGCCGUCAUCAAUAGCAUUGUCUUUGUGGGUAUCAGCUUUUUCUUGGGCAUGACUGAUCUGGCAGUCGCCCAGACCGAGUAUCUGGGCUUGAAAGGGAGCUACAAGGUUGCGUUCUGGUUUGGAGUCGCGUGUGCUGGCGUUGCCUUUAUAUUCCUUAUGUUUGUCAAGGUCGGAAAGGCGGGAAGUGACCUGACAGUUGAAGAAAGGGAAGAAUUGGAAGAAUCCACGACGGAUGUGGAGAGGGGGAUGAUCAGAGAAUAA